Messenger RNA from Cordyceps militaris CM01, 1566 nucleotides. RefSeq names its product Ran GTP-binding protein. The record is from RefSeq and is a predicted model, not a curated record. The transcript is spliced from 2 exons. The coding region runs from base 1 to 1566 and encodes 521 amino acids. NCBI's taxonomy places the organism in Eukaryota, Fungi, Ascomycota, Sordariomycetes, Hypocreales, Cordycipitaceae. Gene Ontology annotation, cellular component: cytoplasm; nucleus. Gene Ontology annotation, molecular function: GTPase regulator activity.
AUGGAACAAUUUCUCUCGCUGGUCGGCAUGCAAGCCAUGAAGCUCGCCGUCAGAUCGGGCAUCGUCCUUACAUCAUCGUAUGCACUGAAACAAUACUCCCAGUUUCUUACCACUGUAGGCGAUGAAGAACUCUACGAGGAAUUAAAAACUCUCCAGAAUGAUUUGGACAGUAAAAUCCAGAUUAUCACGCCCGCCAUCAACUUAAUCGAACUUAGAUCGGGCGAGGGAAACAGCGCUUUGGAAUCGGCAUCAGCCCUAACCGGAUCAAUGCAAAAAGACAUAGCCCUCCUGGGCCACAAAAUCGCAUCGGUUACUACUCUCCAAGCCAACCAAACGACGAUUCGCCAUUUGAUCACAGACAUUAGGGCCCUCAUCGGUCGUAUAAAUGGAAGCAUACCGCUUCUCCAGCUAGCCAUAUCGGCGUCCGGAGAAAGUUUGUCGACAGGCCUGCCCGAUUCUGUUUCGCCGUCACGAAUGCUUCAAGCCAGUGCUUUCCUUAUGAUCGCCGACAGCCAGUUCACAGCCAAGCCACAAACGACAGUCCAAGUUGGGCCAGACUUUGUCGUCUCAAUAUACAUGGUUUUCAAAGGCUACUCCUACGAAAUUUCGGCAAAAGCUUCUGGACACAAUUCCUCUCAAAGUCUUGAUUUCGACAGUAUCAGUAAGCCUACUUGGCAAGAAGUUUUGCAUAAAGCUCGUCUGAGACUCUAUCGCACACCUUGCCUGCCAAGUCAGGAACUGCAAAGCGGGCCGCAAGAUCUUUCAGCCUACUCUUAUCAUCUGGAAAUUACAGAAGAUAGGGACGACGGAAGACUACACGACAUCCCAGAAAGCCCCGAGGAAAGCAGCCAAACUGACCUGAUACCAAUUUCGAAAAUCACCAAAAUUUUGUACACCAAUUCUGCCGCUAUCCUGAACAUCAAGGAUGACUUGGAAGCCAACAGUACCCCAAUACUGUUGCUAAAAAGAGAACUGGACACCACAAACCUACGCAAAGCACGAAAAUUUAGCACACCAGAUGACGAGACACAGCACCACGUAGAUUGCCAACUCGUUAGUGAAUGGGAAGACAUAGCACCACCACAGCCCCGAACUAACGAAUCGAAUCGUGCUCCACCACAUAGCUCACAAUUUCCAUCAUAUCUUGAUCCUAAGUGGAUCGCUCUUGAAAUAUAUACGGCAGACGCCUCUGAUGAUAGUGAACUCGAUCAGAGUGACUCAGAGUCUAUACAGGUGGGUAGCGAGGAUUCUGAACAGGUGACGGGGAACGAGCUUGUUACGGACGACAUGCUCGGCAAACUCAGCUCUCUUUGCCUUGACCAAGACUGCUCUCAGCACAGUGAAGAGGCGACACCAUUGCAGUACACGGCCGCCAGUAUCAGCCGAAGCGAGCCGAGCAAUCUAUUCAGCAUGGUUACCACAUCAUUAUCUCUCCUCGAACUCGUCAUCAGAUUAGCCGCUCUGCAAGAAACACAGCAACAGUCUCAUCUUUCGGUUCCCGAUCAUGUCCUCACAUGUUUCCUGCACAGCGCGGUGCAGCCGAAUGAGGCAUGGAACAAAAAAUGA